This is a messenger RNA of Trifolium pratense (red clover), 804 nucleotides long. RefSeq lists its product as uncharacterized. The annotation marks the transcript as partial. Gene Ontology annotation, molecular function: DNA helicase activity. NCBI's taxonomy places the organism in Eukaryota, Viridiplantae, Streptophyta, Magnoliopsida, Fabales, Fabaceae. The transcript has 3 exons. Gene Ontology annotation, biological process: DNA repair; telomere maintenance. The record is from RefSeq and is a predicted model, not a curated record.
UUUCUUUAUGGUUUUGGCGGUACAUGGAAGACAUUUAUCUGGAGGGUCAUGUUAACCGCAUUACGCUCAAAAGGUGAUAUAGUUUUAACAGGUGCCUCAAGUGGGAUCGCUGCAUUGUUUAUACCUGGCGGUAGAACAACAGAUUCAAGGUUUUGUAUUCCUCUAAAUGUUGACGAGUUUUCAGCAAAACUCAUUAUAUGGGAUGAAGCACCAAUGAUGCACAAACAUUGUUUCGAAGUUGUUGAUCGAACUUUAAAAGAUAUUUUCAACUCCGUUGAAGAAAAAAAUAAACACAUUCCCUUCGGUGGAAAAGUUGUUGUUUUUGGCGGAGAUUUUAGACAAAUUCUACCAGUAAUACCCAAAGGUAUAAGGUCAGAAGUUGUUCAUGCUACUAUUAAUUCUUCGGCUCUUUGGAAUUUUUGUGAAGUUUUAACAUUGAAUGGUCAAACAGUGGAUGAUGUUCAUACUCCCGAAUUUUUGAACACGAUUUCUACGUCGGGACUUCCAAAUCACAAGUUGGGACUUAAAGUUAGAGUUCCAGUUAUGCUAUUAAGGAAUUUGAAUAAAAAAUUAGGAUUAUGCAAUGGAACAAGACUUAUUAUUACGAGAUUGAGAAAAUGUGCUCUUGAAGAAAAAAUUAUUCCAGGAAGUAAUAUUGGUGAUCAGGUUUUCAUACCUAGAUUUUCUCUGACACCAUCUGACGUGAGAAUUCCUUUUAAAUUUCAACGAAGACAAUUCCCUAUAAUGAUUUCUUUUGCGAUGACUAUUAAUAAGAGUCGGGGACAAUCUUUAAAGCAUGUUGGG